Anarrhichthys ocellatus (wolf-eel) is the source of this 1028-nucleotide messenger RNA. Its product is annotated as mitochondrial import receptor subunit TOM70-like. The transcript is spliced from 4 exons. Lineage: Eukaryota; Metazoa; Chordata; Actinopteri; Perciformes; Anarhichadidae. Gene Ontology annotation, cellular component: mitochondrial outer membrane. The coding region runs from base 80 to 817 and encodes 245 amino acids. Gene Ontology annotation, molecular function: transmembrane protein transporter activity; protein binding. Gene Ontology annotation, biological process: protein import into mitochondrial matrix; protein insertion into mitochondrial inner membrane. The record is from RefSeq and is a predicted model, not a curated record.
AAGAAGAAGACGAAGAAGACGAAGAAGAAGCGGCUCACGCUGUUCCUGCUGGUGGUAACUGGUCGGUUGUAACUACAUCAUGGCUGCUUCUAAGCCAGUCGAGCCGCAGGCCGGUACCGGACUCCCCCGCUGGCAGCUGGCCCUGUUGGUCGGGACCCCCAUCGUGCUGGGAGUCGGAGCGGUGUACCUCUGGAACCGCAGCCGGUCGAAGGACGGCAACAAGCGGACCGGAGAGCGGAAGACACCCGAAGGCAGCGCGAGUCCUGUGGUGCAGGGCCAAGAAGACGGAGCAGCUCGAGAGCCGAAUAUGAGCCCGUUGGAUCGAGCCCAAGCAGCCAAGAACAAGGGCAACAAGUACUUCAAGGCCGGCAAGUACGAGAACGCCAUCCAGUGCUACACAGAGGCCAUCGCUCUCUGCCCCACAGAGAAGAAGACCGACCUGUCGACGUUUUACCAGAACAGAGCAGCAGCCUACGAACAACAGAUGAAAUGGACAGAAGUGGUUCAGGACUGCUGUCGGGCCGUGGAGAUGAAUCCACGCUAUGUGAAGGCUCUGUUCAGAAGAGCCAAAGCUCUGGAGAAACUAGACAACAAGAAGGAAUGUCUAGAAGACGUCACAGCGGUGUGUAUCCUCGAGGCCUUCCAGAACCAGCAGAGCAUGUUGCUAGCAGACAAGGUGCUGAAACAUCUGGGAAAAGAGAAGGCCAAAGACAAAUACAAGGUACUUUAUCCACUUUGUGCCUCAUCGCUGCGUGGUUCGGCUCCACUCGGCCCACUUUCGGUACCAGGUCCUUGUGUAGGAGAGAGUUUCAGCUGAUAGCUGAAGCACCGCCGACAACUUCGAGGCCGACUGUAGGGCGUAGUUUUGAGGGCGGCCAUUUUAGUCUUUGGCGAGUGAAUUAAAAAUGCACAAAGGAGAAGUUUGCCUUCAGGACUUUUCGCAUCUCCUCAGUUAAAUUUUUGAAAAUCCCAGACUGUUUAUAAGAAGUGGUCGUAGCCGUUGUGAUGUCUCUCGUUGGUUUGUGGAU